GACAGCUCGCGUGACAGUUGUGGCCUGGCCAACUCACCCCACGGAAAAUAUACACAAGCUCAGCCCGAACUCAACACACAACAAUUUCCUGCAAAACUCACUUCACAAUGUACAGGAUGUGCAACCUGUCGAACCUGCUGAACUUCAUCAUCUGCAUAGCCAGCUUCAGCCAGAACUUCGAUGGAGCGCUGGCGGUCAAGAGGGGUCCACAUCAUCCAAGGGGCGAAACCAGGAGAGUGGACCAGCAUCUCACCCACGAGGAGCAUCGCAUCGAUGACGAUUUGAGGGACAUGGGCAUCCAGGCAAAUCUGGACGAUUUGAGUGAGGAGGAGAAAAUCUUCUAUAUGUUUAAGGCCCAUGACAAUGAUAACAACAAUGCGCUGGACGGGCUCGAAAUGAUUCAGUCUGCCAUGCAUCAUAACUAUGACUAUUUUAAAAACAACGAGCGGGAUGAGUACCUACAAAAUGCCACCGAUGAGCUGGAGCACUUUAUAGAGGCCAUUGAUAAAUUUCUGCUGAUUGCCGACGACAACAACGACGGCCUGCUGCAUUACCCAGAAUUUGUGAAGGCCAUCACCGGCGGCAAGGAGCAGCCGAAUGUGGACAGGAAUAUCCUGCGCUAAUCCCGCCCA
Messenger RNA from Drosophila erecta, 632 nucleotides. Its product is annotated as multiple coagulation factor deficiency protein 2 homolog. Gene Ontology annotation, molecular function: calcium ion binding. The record is from RefSeq and is a predicted model, not a curated record. Lineage: Eukaryota; Metazoa; Arthropoda; Insecta; Diptera; Drosophilidae. The transcript is spliced from 4 exons. Bases 108 to 623 code for a protein of 171 amino acids.